AUGAAGGUUUUCCGGAGCUCCCGAGCAGUGUCUGUCGAGGACAGCGCUUGUACGACGCUGUUCGGUUUGUUUCCUGGAUGUGGCAUGCCUGAUUUUCAUGACGGCGUCGUGCUCGAAGACAUGAUGGUGCAUGGAAGUGCUGUCGGCGAGCGGCCAACGACUAUCGCAUCAUCUAACUGGUGUACAGGUGUCCGUGCGAAGCCCAGUAUCUCGCAACAGACCCUGUCGGUCUGUGAGCAGCUGCUGACCGUGACGAUCCCAGUCAGCGAUGCCGUGCUAGGCCAUGUAGAUGAUGGGUGUCAGCGCGAGAUGCCCAUGUACAAUGUGUUCAAGUUCAGAACAACGAGGGAUGGAUCAGCAAAGUGGUCUGCGGCCUGUGUGCAUGGAGUACAGGGUCUCGCAUUCGCCGUCCGCAUGAAAUGGCCAACUGCGAUAUGCAUGCCACGACGAGGUCCCACACGGCAGGACGUCGCUGACUCGUUGUCAGCCAUUCCCGUGUCUUUCACACAUCGAGGUCGCUGUCGGUCUGCAUACUCCUCGGCGCGGCUCCGCAAAGCGAGGGAAAUUCAGCGAGGCUUGAAGCAGAUGGUCGGUGUCGAAUCCCAGCAGGAUCGAAACAUCGGAAACCCGGUGCGCCGUUUUGUCGAUUUCGAACCGUUUCGUGACCGUCAAGACCCGAAUCUCGGUGACCUUACCGAACACAAUGCGACUCCGAGUCGGCUUGUACACGAGAGCCAGAAUCGUAAUCUACAGUGUCGAGCCGGUCGGAUGUCGUGGAUAACUCGUCGCCUGCGAUAUCGGUACUACGGAGAACGCGUGAACGUCGACGUAUAG
Fomitopsis serialis is the source of this 834-nucleotide messenger RNA. RefSeq lists its product as uncharacterized. The record is from RefSeq and is a predicted model, not a curated record. The coding region runs from base 1 to 834 and encodes 277 amino acids. The transcript is spliced from 9 exons. Lineage: Eukaryota; Fungi; Basidiomycota; Agaricomycetes; Polyporales; Fomitopsidaceae.